ACACCUAUCUUCUGGCCGCGAAAUCUCCACUAUUUACUGUCCUUAUUUCUCAUUGACAUUCUGAUCUGAGGCUUGGCAUACCCACAGGCCAUCUGCUAUAUAUUUCCCUCAUUUCCUUACAGAUCUAUGCAAAUCACAUCAAAAACCAAUUUAGCUACUAUAAUUUUGUCCAAAACUGUCUCACAAAGAGAUUGAAAAAUAUUUAAGCAUGAGGCACCUAGCUGGUUUAUUAACCAUUCUGAUGCUGAUAUUAGGCUCUGCAGCAGGGGACCCUUUACCACCUUGCACUGUAAUAGUGAACCAACUGAACCCUUGUGUUCCUUUCCUGACUAGAAAUGUGGCAACCCCAUCUCAGACAUGCUGCGGUGGUGUGAGAUAUUUAGCAAAUUACUCCAGUAGCAAGGGAGAUAGAAUAAGUAUCUGCCAAUGCAUUGAGGGCUCUCAAUCAAUGUUCCCACUUAUUGAUUUCUCUCUUAUAUCUAACCUUCCUGCCAGUUGUAGUGUGCCUAUAACGCUGCCUAAGAUUACUCCAACAUUCGACUGCUCCACGGUAUGAUGCAAGGAGUAUUUGAUCAAUGAAAUAAAUUUGCUUGCUACAUCAGAGAAAUUAAAGUAGCGUUAAGAAGCAAGUCUCUGAUUGUUGAAAUAAUGUGAGCUUCGCUGGAAUAUAUGUCGUUCCUAUAUUUAGAUCGCAAUAUAUAAAUGUGCUUUUGAUAAGUGCAAAUUAAGAAGAUAGCCUUCAGUGGAAUAAAAAGUCCUCAUAAAUGCUUUAGAGUUCUUCA
This is a messenger RNA of Ricinus communis (castor bean), 782 nucleotides long. RefSeq names its product non-specific lipid-transfer protein A-like. Gene Ontology annotation, biological process: lipid transport. The record is from RefSeq and is a predicted model, not a curated record. Gene Ontology annotation, cellular component: membrane. The coding region runs from base 209 to 556 and encodes 115 amino acids. The transcript is spliced from 2 exons. Lineage: Eukaryota; Viridiplantae; Streptophyta; Magnoliopsida; Malpighiales; Euphorbiaceae. Gene Ontology annotation, molecular function: lipid binding.